This is a messenger RNA of Cynara cardunculus var. scolymus (artichoke), 2261 nucleotides long. Its product is annotated as RNA-binding protein 39. Lineage: Eukaryota; Viridiplantae; Streptophyta; Magnoliopsida; Asterales; Asteraceae. Gene Ontology annotation, biological process: mRNA processing. The transcript is spliced from 13 exons. Gene Ontology annotation, molecular function: RNA binding. Bases 823 to 2076 code for a protein of 417 amino acids. The record is from RefSeq and is a predicted model, not a curated record. Gene Ontology annotation, cellular component: nucleus.
UUGUUUCUUAUAAUGCAAUUUUCUAGUAUUGUUUUAUGCAGAUUGGCUUCCCAGUUGAUGGUUGGGAGUCGGGACGAUGGGUUUGAUUUUCAAUAUACAAUUGCAUAAACUAUCUCCCUGCAUUUAGCUUAAUCGAGUCCAACUCAAUGAAUUUGGUUGUUUUGAGACCUCAAGAGUAAGGCUUAUUAAUUGAACGGUGAUGCAUGAAUGCCUGAUCCCACCUGGUUCUAGAUUGAGAUUUAAAAACCUCAACCUGUUGAAACAAGUAUUAUUAAUUAGUUGAAUGGAUCUUUUACUUUCUCAAGCCUAAAUUGCUCUUGUUCUUCUUUCCUUGUGUUCCAUUUAUGAUGGAGUGAUGAGUGUCUGUUGUUCAUGGGAGAAAGCUAAAUGGAAAAUUCCCCACUUUAUAGAAAAUAAGAGGCUGUGUAAAAACUAUGUAGUUUAGCUACUUAACAAGCCAAGUAUGUAGCUUCUAACUUGGGUUGAAAUCGUAGAUGGAGUAUUUGCACAUACUAAUGAGCUAACAAUGCGGAAACUUCUUCACGGCUUCACUGAAGAAAGUGCUUUCCCACAAAUUGAGUUUCAUAAGGUCUGUUUGGUUCUUUAUUUUAUAUUUGACCUCUAAGAUUUGGCUUGAGUUCAAUCUUCAACUAUUUUGUAGAUAAAUGGCAUUAAGGUUACUUGUGGCCCGAGAUGUUAACGAAUGAUGUAUUGGAUUUUUAGGUUGGCAACGCAUAUGGUGCUGUCUCAGUCUAUGAAGUUUUUGUUCACUGCGAAGACGUUUUUACUUUAACUCCAUAUUUAAGUUCCUUGCAGUGAACCAUGGAAAAAAAUAUGCAAUAUCAAGCUGUUGGAGUUGUCCAGUACCAGAUUAUACUGUUCUGCAAAGUGUUGAAGAGAUUGAAAGAUAAAAAAGAAGUGGUUGAGCCUGAAGCUGAUCCAGAAAGGGAUCAAAGGACUGUUUUUGCUUACCAGAUGCCGCUGAAGGCAACUGAAUGGGAUGUUUAUGAGUUCUUCUCAAAAGCAGGAAAGGUGAGAGAUGUGCGACUGAUCAUGGAUCGGAAUUCACGAAGGUCAAAAGGAGUUGGGUAUAUCGAAUUUUAUGAUGCAAUGUCUGUUCCAAUGGCAAUUGCCCUCUCUGGUCAUCUACUUCUUGGACAACCUGUAAUGGUCAAACCUUCGGAGGCUGAAAAGAACCUUGUGCARUCUAAUGCUUCAACUGGUGGAGCAGGUGGUAUUGCAGGACCCUAUGGUGCAGUUGAUCGGAAGCUUUAUGUGGGAAAUUUGCACUUCAACAUGACUGAAUUGCAACUCAAGCAGAUAUUUGAAGCCUUUGGUCCCGUGGAGCUAGUGCAACUGCCAACAGAUCCUGAAACAGGACACUGUAAAGGUUUUGGGUUUGUUCAAUUUUCUCAACUUGAGCAUGCAAAGGCAGCACAAAGCUUAAAUGGGAAGCUUGAGAUAGCUGGGCGGACAAUUAAGGUAUCUUCAGUUACGGAUCAUGUUGGCGCACAAGACUCAGGAGCUAAAGCAGCAGACUUUGAUGAUGACGAUGGGGGAGGUUUGGCUUUAAAUGCUCAAUCAAGAGCAAUGCUUAUGGCAAAACUUGAUCGCAGUGGUAUUGCAUCUAGCGUUCCUGGAGCGCUUGGAGUUGCAGCACCUCUAGUUAAUGGAUCUGCUCCAAUUCAAGCCAGUGCUUUACCGAUUAAUGGCCCAUCCACAGUUCCGGUUCCAGGUUUGGCCCAAAUGGUUUCAUCCAUUGCUUCAGAGCCUGUUGGGAACCCCAGCGAGUGUCUACUACUGAAGAAUAUGUUUGAUCCCUCUAGCGAGGUUGACCCAGAAUUUGAUUUGGAUAUAAAAGAUGAUGUGCAAGAAGAGUGUUCCAACUAUGGUAGAGUGAAGCAUAUCCAUGUUGACAAGCACAGUGCCGGUUAUGUGUAUCUGCGAUUUGAAAGUGUGGAGGGAGCUGCAAGAGCUCAACAGGCAAUGCAUAAGAGAUGGUUUGCCCGCAGAUUAAUAUCAGCCAUUUUCUUGCAACCAUACGAGUAUGAUGCAAAGUUCAAAGGUGCGGCUUGAUGACGUUGACAGACAAUUUCGGUCUCAAAUUCAUUAGUUUUGGUUACUGGGUUGCAAUCUACAUUUCUACUUUGCAUGCAUGUAUAAUGAUUCUGAAAUUGGUUUUCCUUAGGAUCAUAUAUUAUAAAAUGUUUAUGUGAAAUAUUGAAUCAAGUGUUUGAAUUAUGACGACUUUAUUUGAUACU